AUGUCUUUUCAAGCUACCCCGACGCUCUUUGUCUCCGUCAAGGGGGCGAAACUUGCCUACCGACGCUUCGGAAAUCAGGGUGGUGUUCCCCUGAUUUUCCUCACUCAUUUCCGCGGUUCCAUGGACCUUAAUCGUGAGGUGAUCCUGUUCGACAAUUCUGGUGUUGGCCACAGUGAAGGCGCUGUCCAAGACACUCUCGAAGCGAUGGGUUUAACGGUCGUGGAUUUUCUCACCAGCAUUGGCGUCCCGAAAGUCGACAUCAUCGGCUUCUCGCUGGGUGGCAUGGUUGCCCAAUACAUUGUUGUUAGCCAUCCUCACAUAGUGAACAAGUUGAUUCUCGCGGGAACUCAGUCAAGUUACACGGAAGGCGUGGUUUUUGGAGAUCCUGAAAUCAUGAAAAUUGCCGGCGGAGCCGUGCCCUCCGAAGAAGACAUGAUGAAACUCUUCUUCUACCCGUCUUCCACAAGUCGUGCGCUCGGUCGUGCGUGGUUCGAGAGAACACAGGAGCGUCAGGUCGAGGGUGAACAGUGGCGCGGGUUCCUUGACCAAGCUGGUGCCGCAAAGCAGCAGGCCGCGAUUGGAAAGUUUGCCACGGACACUGAGCUUUUCGAAAAGCUGAAGCAAAUCAACACGGCCGUGUUGGUCACCAAUGGAAAAGCUGACAUCAUGACCCCGACUUCCAACAGCUACAUCUUACUGCAGCAGCUACGUAACGCGCAGCUGCAUCUCUACCCGGACGCAGGCCACGGCCAUCUCUAUCAGGUUCCGGAGAUCUAUGCAAAGCAAAUUGAGUUAUUCUUGGGAGCGUAA
Molecule: messenger RNA, 810 nt
Organism: Penicillium subrubescens
Lineage: Eukaryota; Fungi; Ascomycota; Eurotiomycetes; Eurotiales; Aspergillaceae
Product: alpha/beta fold hydrolase
Exons: 2
Coding region: 1-810 (269 amino acids)
Source: RefSeq, a predicted model, not a curated record